AAACGAAAAGAAGAAAAAGAAAACCAAUUGCUCUGCUUCUUGUAAACGCCAUUCCCUCUUCUUUUUCCCUUCCUUUGCUCUACUGCACAAACUACUUGACCCAUUUUCUACUCACGACCCGUUUCUGCGGCCGGGUAUGGAGCGAAAGCAGGGUUUUUUCUCGGCUCUGAAAGAUGAAAUGGUCAGGGGCCUGUCGCCGGGUCGUUCGAGGAAGACCCGGAGCCACUCUCCUUCGGGUUCGGGUCUUCUCCGUCGCCGGAGAGGCUCUAGUUUGGGCCCACCCGAAAUGUUCGUAGCGAGAUCGGGUCGGGUUGAGGCACUCUCUCCUUUAAGGGAGGGUCCGGAUCCGAACGGGUCGGGUCCCGGCGAUUCGAGGAGUGACAAGUGGGCCAACUGGCUUUGCCGUGCCCCUUCUGUUUCGACCGUCGGUCAGCCCGGCCCGGCUUAUUCCCGGUCCGAUCUGAGGCUGCUCCUCGGCGUCCUCGGUGCGCCGCUCGCCCCCGUGCACGUUAGCAACAACGAACCCUUGCCCCACCUCAGCGUCAAAGACACCCCCAUUGAAUCUUCUUCAGCACAGUACAUACUGCAGCAAUACUUGGCAGCAUCCGGCGGGCAUAAGCUUCAAAGCUCGAUCCAAAACGCGUACGCGAUGGGGAAGGUUAAAAUGCUGGCAUCCGAUAUAGAGACGGCAACUAAGGUCAUAAAGAGCCGUAAUUCGGCAAAAGAUCCCGAGUUGGGCGGGUUUGUGCUGUGGCAAAUGAAUCCCGAUAUGUGGUAUGUUGAGCUCGCACUUGGCGGCAGCAAAGUUCAUGCCGGUUGCAACGGGAAGCUCGUGUGGCGGCACACUCCUUGGCUUGGUGCUCAUGCCGCCAAAGGCCCCGUUAGACCCCUCCGCCGUGCCCUUCAGGGUCUCGAUCCGAGAACAACGGCAAACAUGUUCGCCCACGCAAGGUGCACGGGAGAGAAGAAAAUCAACGGUGAGGAUUGCUUCAUCCUAAAAAUCUCAACCGAUCCCCGCACACUCAAAGCCCGAAGCGAGGGGCCCGCGGAGAUCAUACGCCACGUCCUCUUCGGAUACUUCAGUCAGAAAACGGGGCUCCUUGUCCAUUUAGAGGAUUCCCAUUUGACCCGGAUCCAAUCCAACGAAGGAGACACCGUUUAUUGGGAGACCACAAUCAAUUCUUUUCUCGACGAUUAUCGACCCGUCGAAGGGAUCCAGAUCGCCCACUCGGGUCGAUCCGUCGUGACCCUUUUUAGGUUCGGUGAAACUUCAAUGAGCCAUACCAAGACUCGAAUGGAAGAAGUGUGGAAUAUCGAGGAAGUGGCGUUUAAUGUACCGGGUUUAUCGAUCGAUUGUUUCAUUCCGCCUGCGGAGUUGAGGUUGGGUUCGAUUAAUGAAGCGUCGGAGCUUCCUCAAGAAGGUGGUAGGGUGAAGAAUAACGCCGCAGCUCAUAGAGCCAAAGUUGCCGCCGCUUUGGGAAAAUCCCGUGAAAAUAACAUUGCGGUGAAAAUGAAUUUAUAAGGGAAACAAAUUGCAAGAAAUUGGUUAGCCUAGUGAAGUAUAGUCACUAACUUGAGGUAAGUAGUAACUUAUUUCCGACUCGAGAAUAUUUUUUUCCGGCAAUUGAUGCUAGUCUCUGUAUAUAUCACAAGUAAGUCGUAACGAGUCUUUACGUCUAUCAGUCUCGAGUUCUAAUAUGUAAUCGGUUUUUUUUCUCUCUCUAAAAUUGUAUUUGUUAAUGAUAUGAUAAGAUCGAGACAUGUUCGAAUUGAUUGCGUUUUCUUGA
Erythranthe guttata (spotted monkey flower) is the source of this 1787-nucleotide messenger RNA. RefSeq lists its product as uncharacterized. Lineage: Eukaryota; Viridiplantae; Streptophyta; Magnoliopsida; Lamiales; Phrymaceae. The record is from RefSeq and is a predicted model, not a curated record.